This is a messenger RNA of Ostertagia ostertagi, 363 nucleotides long. Lineage: Eukaryota; Metazoa; Nematoda; Chromadorea; Rhabditida; Trichostrongylidae. The record is from the annotation of a GenBank genome assembly.
AUGGCAGAGGACUUUCCUCUGAAGAUGACCAGGUUUUCAGAUCGCCUUGCCAACUCGUCGUUUUGUCUCACGGCCGAGUCUACAAAUGGACGAAUAGCCCGAGGAAAUCGGGUCGAGAUGGGAAACGAGUUCCGCCCUAUGGGCUCCUCUCGGCUGUGCCUCGACUCACUCAAAGGUGUCUCGUUGUUGAAAUGCCAUAACCAGCGCGCUCAUCAAGACUGGCAAGUUACGAAGGAAGGCAAAUUCUACAACAAAGCGAUGGGCAAGUGCAUCAAGGCUGACGCCGAGUUGCUGUCACUCGCUGUUCUUCAAUUUUGCUCACUGGCCAGCAAAUUCGUGGUUGAAGAAGUGACCGUUGUAUGA